CUUAUGAGAAAGAAUAAUCAACCUUUAAUUUUUUUCUGUUCCAUAUUCAGUGGAACAAGUUCCUGUAGAUCCGUACAACAUCCCCCUGUCCCAGGCUGAAGUUAUACAGGAAGGGAGUGAUGUCACUCUAGUUGCUUGGGGCACUCAGGUUCAUGUGAUCCGAGAGGUAGCUUCCAUGGCUCAGGAAAAGCUGGGAGUGUCCUGUGAAGUCAUUGAUCUGAGGACUAUAAUACCUUGGGAUGUGGAUACAGUUUGCAAGUCUGUGAUCAAAACAGGACGACUGCUCAUCAGUCACGAGGCUCCCUUGACUGGUGGCUUUGCAUCGGAGAUCAGCUCAACAGUUCAGAAAGAAGUUCUACCACAAGGUGACUGCAGCAGAGUCCUGGAACUGCUGCUUGACUACAGUCAGAGUCCUGCGUCCCUUGGAUCCUCUCCGUAUUCGUCAAGGAAGAAUGUUUCCUGAACCUAGAGGCUCCUAUAUCGAGAGUAUGUGGGUAUGACACACCAUUUCCUCACAUUUUUGAGCCAUUCUACAUCCCAGACAAAUGGAAAUGCUAUGAUGCCCUUCGAAAAAUGAUCAACUAUUGACCACAUAAAAAAUUGGAAGAUUAUAUGACUAGAUGAAAUAUUUUUCUGAAUUUUUUGUAUUUCUUCAGACUUCUUCUUUAAAAGAACUUUUAUGAACUGAACCAUCUUGGAUAUUGGGUGAAAAAUUAUAAAUUAGUUAUUGUAUUAACACAUAUAAAUUAAUGAUUUCCAUUAAGAAUGUCUCAGGUUAACUUUUUAAAAUGUUCCACAUGGAAGUCUUAUAAAUUCCAUUUAAUUGUAUCUGUAAAUACUGGGUGUGGGAAAGUAUUCAAUAAAGCAAAAUCAGAUUGUU
This is a messenger RNA of Manis javanica (Malayan pangolin), 880 nucleotides long. Lineage: Eukaryota; Metazoa; Chordata; Mammalia; Pholidota; Manidae. The record is from RefSeq and is a predicted model, not a curated record.